AUGCCUCUAGACCCGACAAUUUUGGAGUAUGCCUUGAUAGUUACCACGGCAUCUUCAUGUGAUCGACCUUCUUCAGCACUACGGGUGAAGUUUUCAGUAGAUGGAGACAUGUAUUCUGUUACUAUCCCGAUGACCGUUGCCGAUUUUGCUAGAAUGGUUGAUGAUGGGGAAGAUAUCGUUUCUUUUAUCAAGAGUCAGGAAGUUUUCCAGGAUUAG
Molecule: messenger RNA, 216 nt
Organism: Cooperia oncophora
Lineage: Eukaryota; Metazoa; Nematoda; Chromadorea; Rhabditida; Trichostrongylidae
Source: the annotation of a GenBank genome assembly